AUGCAAUCUCGUUCAUAAAGAAGAAGAAGAAUAUUGAAAUAAUGCAUUCAAAAAAAGAGUAAAAUAGAAGACAAUGCACAUGUAACUCAGGAAAUAGAUUCUGAUUACGAGGAUGUAAGUGAAAUGGAGGAAGAUGAGCAUAUUCAAUAUGAAGAUGAAUUUGAUGAUGAAUAUGGUAAGUUAUCAAAGUAAUUUAGUUAGAGAGUGAAGAGGGCGAAAUCAAUAUUGAUAGUGAAGAUGAAGAGAUAUUGUAAAAGGAAGAAUAAUCCCAAGAACAAUCAUAAUAAACACAAUAAUAAUAAUAGUAACCCUUACAGUAAUAAUCAAAACUCGUAAGAAAGAAGAAGGGUAUGGAAUAGGAGAGUCAGGAGAAUCAAAAGAGAGUGUGGUUCUAUGAUGAAGCUGAAAAUUUAGAUUUUGAUAAUAGGGCUUAUAAUAUGUUACAUAGAGUCACAACUGAAUGGCCUUGCUUGUCUUGCGACUUUGUGUUAACAGAGGAAGAACAAUAACAAUACAGAAAUAAGGAAUACCAUAAGAUGAACAAGUAUCCAUACACUGUGUAUUUGGCAGCUGGAACUCAAGCAGCAUAACCAACCAAAAAUUAAAUUUACUUAUUAAAAUUGUCAAAAAUGCACAAAACUAAAUACGAUGAUGAUGAAGCCUCGUUAUCAGAAGAUGAUAGUGAAGAUGACAAUCUUAGUAAUGAUGAAGAAGGAUAAGUACAUUUGAGUAGUGUUACAGGACUGAAAUGUGGAGUCAAUAGAAUUAAAACUAUGAAUGGAUAAGCUAUUGCAGCCUAUUGGAAUGAAAAUGGAGAUGUAAGCAUCUUAGAUUUGAAUCCAUUAUAUAAAAAGCUUUUAACAAAUUAAUAAUCGUAAUUUAAUUUGUCACAAUUACACCACAAAGUAUUCAAAAACUAACAUGAAGGAUUUGCAUUGGAUUGGAGUCGUUUGAAAUUGGGUGAUUUAAUCAGUGGUUCAUCAGAUGGAAAGAUUUACUUGUAUCAAUUAAACAAUAAUGAUUGGAUUAGAGAAAAUAAAGCUUAUGAAUAUCAUAAGGGAAGUGUUGAAGAUUUAUAAUUCUCCCCAAUCGAGAGUUUUGUCUUUGCUUCCUGUUCUACUGAUGGAUCUCUAUGUAUUGUUGAUACAAGAGAAGGAAAGCACAAGCAAGCUCAGAUCUUGGUUAAGGCUCAUAAUUGUGAUGUUAAUGUCAUCUCAUGGAAUUAAGUCUCAGCUACUCUUGUGGCUACAGGAGCUGAUGAUGGGUGCUUUAAAAUUUGGGACUUGAAAUAUCCUAAAAAUGAUGCCAUUUCUGAAAUUCAAUUCCACAACAAAGCCAUUACCUCCAUCUAAUUUUAACCUAACAGCGAUUCUAGCAUUGCUGUAUCAUCAGAAGAUCACAAACUGUCUAUUUGGGACUUUGCUGUUGAAAAUGAGAAUAACAAUAUUGAUGAUAUUCCAGAUUAAUUAAUGUUUGUGCAUCAAGGAUAGAAGGAUCUCAAAGAAUUGAAAUAUCAUCCAAUUUAUUAUGAAAUGAUUGUGAGUACUUCUGCAAAUGGAUUCAACGUAUUUAAACCAACAUUAGAUGAAGAGGAGAAGAAAUCAGAGCAAUCUGAAGAAGAUUAAGCUUAAAUUCCUGUUAUAAAAGAGGAAGACCUAAAUAAAUAUUUUUAAUAAAUGUCAAUCCAAUGA
Messenger RNA from Paramecium octaurelia, 1691 nucleotides. NCBI's taxonomy places the organism in Eukaryota, Ciliophora, Oligohymenophorea, Peniculida, Parameciidae. The record is from the annotation of a GenBank genome assembly.